GGGAAUUCCUGACCACCACCAACAACUGCUUACUUUGAUAGAGACAGAACCACAGUCAGAUCAGUAUGUGUUCCUUUAAUUCCCAGAAGUCAGACCAGACUGAUGUUCCUCCCCCGCCGCCACCGCCCCCAUUGAUCGGCAAAACAGCCCCCAAGCCCCCAAAUGUAGCAUCCGAGGGACCCGCCGGGUCUUACCUGGUCGAGUUACUAAUUUUCAACGGCUGGCCUUUUAAAGAUCACUGGGCGUACUGGGUCCGGUCACAUUCCGACCCUAAUAUCGGUGUGCAGCUUCAUGCGACCGGGGAUGUAAGGAACGGCUUCGAGUUCCAGAUCAAACGCUACUAUGACUUCCACGACGAGAACAGUGAAUGUCCCUCGACAAGAAUCCCCCUCCAAUGGAUUGAUGGGAAAUACUUCGAUGAACGGGCGAUGAUGAAUAAUGGUGUGUUUAAGUUGGACAUUGUGCCUGUCUGUGUCUGUGGCUUUGAAGCUUGUGCAUACAAGGUCAAGGCUCCAGAAAAGUCUUUGAAUACCGUUACCGAGGCUACCAUUUCGGAAGGCCAAAGGGGUCAAAAGGUGAACCAAAGGAACUGUCAGACAUGGAUUGUGGAGUCUGCCGAUCAACUCGUCCGGGAUGGGAUCUUUCGCCAACAGGUUGCGAUGUACCUUCAUGCUAUUGAGCAGUGAUACACAUGAGUUUUAUCAUUUACUGG
Molecule: messenger RNA, 712 nt
Organism: Aspergillus caelatus
Lineage: Eukaryota; Fungi; Ascomycota; Eurotiomycetes; Eurotiales; Aspergillaceae
Exons: 2
Coding region: 66-686 (206 amino acids)
Source: RefSeq, a predicted model, not a curated record